This is a messenger RNA of Habropoda laboriosa, 291 nucleotides long. RefSeq lists its product as uncharacterized. Lineage: Eukaryota; Metazoa; Arthropoda; Insecta; Hymenoptera; Apidae. The record is from RefSeq and is a predicted model, not a curated record.
AUGUUCCGUGUCGCGUUUUUUCUUUGUUAUCGAACACGGACCAAUUUCGGCAUCCGAAUUUCGGUAAAGCACGCCGCGAAGAACAUUUGUUUCGGCUUAGAAGGGGGUCUACACCAUAGGUGGUUGCCACGAGAGAACUUCGACCCUGACCAUCUGGAACGACUUAAAAACACCGAGAAUGAAGGAGAAACAAGGAUGAACCUUUUGAGGUGUCCUUUUCUUUGGCCUCGUGCCCUUUUCGUGUCCACCUUCAGAGAUAUACGUGCGCAGAAAGGAACGAGUCGGAUCUGA